UCCACGGUGUGACGUGUCCGGUUACGUCUCCUCUGUUUAUACGUCAUGACGUCGUGUGGAAACGGCUUGGGCAGGAGGUAAGAUGGCGGCGCCAGAGGAGCAGGAAUUAUCUCAGGCUCAGACUGAGAAACUCCUCCAGUUUCAGGACCUGACGGGACUGGAGUCCAUGGACCAAUGUCGGCGCACGCUAGAACAGCACAACUGGAACAUCGAGGCUGCAGUACAAGACAGACUAAACGAGCAGGAAGGAGUUCCCAGCGUGUUUAACCCACCACCUGCCAGACCCUUACAGGUCAACACAGGAGACCACAGAGUGUAUAGCUAUAUCGUCUCAAGGCCUCAGCCUAGAGGUUUAUUAGGAUGGAGUUACUAUUUGAUAAUGCUGCCGUUCAGGUUUACAUACUACACGCUUAUGGACGUAUUCAGGUUUGCCCUGAGAUUUAUAAGGCCGGAUCCACGGGGCCGCGUCACAGAUCCGGUCGGAGACGUCGUGUCCUUUAUUCAUAUUUUCGAAGAGAAAUACGGGCGCUCGCAUCCCGUUUUCUACCAGGGAACAUAUAGUCAGGCUCUGAACGACGCCAAACGGGAACUCCGCUACCUGUUAGUUUACCUUCAUGGCGAUGACCACCAGGACACUGAUGAAUUCUGCAGAAACACAUUAUGUAGUGAAGAGGUGCUGACCUUCGUCAACACGCGGAUGCUGUUCUGGGCAUGCUCUACCAGCAAGCCUGAAGGAUACAGAGUGUCUCAGGCUUUGCGAGAGAACACCUAUCCCUUCCUGGCCAUGAUCAUGCUAAAGGAUCGCAAGAUGACCGUGGUGGGCAGGCUGGAGGGUCUAAUCCAGCCUGAGGAUCUCAUCAACCAGCUGAACUUUAUCAUGGAGGCCAAUCAGACCUACCUGACGUCCGAAAGGCUCGAAAGGGAAGAGAGGAAUCAGACGCAGGUUCUCCGGCAGCAGCAGGACGAAGCGUACCUGGCUUCUCUGCGCGCCGACCAGGAGAAGGAACGCAAAAAAAAGGAGGAGCAGGAGCAAAGACGGCAGGAAGAAGAGGCGGCGCAUCAGACCCGCCUAGCCGAGGAGAGGAGGAAGAGGAGUCUCGCCGAAGAGAAAGAGCGCAAGUCUGAGUGUCUUCCUCCCGAGCCGCCACAGGACGACCCAGACUGCCUGGAAAUCAUGUUCAAGCUGCCGAACGACACGCGCGUAAAGCGGCGCUUUCUCCUGUCCCAGUCUCUGACAGUAAUCCACGACUUCCUGUUCUCCUUGAAAGAAACCCCGGAGAAAUUCCAGAUCGUGACGAGCUUCCCGCGCCGCGUACUGCCGUGUUUGCCUACGGAGGAGCAGUCGAACCCUCCGACGCUAAAGGAGGCCGGCCUGAGCCGCUCCGAGGUGCUGUUCGUGCAGGACCUCACAGACGAUUGACUUUCAGCCACAUAAUCAUGCUUUCCCUCUCACACACAAACACACACACACACACACAGACAUACAAUUGCACUCGGCCCUUUUCUGUUCAAGUCUCUAAAGCGGCCAUCGUGUGCAAGGGAUCGACGAAUCUCCUGCUGAGUAAAUUAUGGAUCCGGCUCACCUUCCUCACAGGUAACGUUUUAUGUUAGUGGCAGGUGAACAGCCUUGUAAAUACUAUAUAGAUAUUUAAAGGCGAGUGUCAGUAUAGCCCAAUUGUUUUUUUUUUUUUUUUUAAUCAAACUUGACCAGCUAACAUACAAUGAGCGUACGAGGGGCCUAACAUUCAAUUCACAUGAAGGGGCGGAGCCACAGCUUUUUGAUAGUAGUAAGUCUGCCCAUAAGUGUGCCUGUGGUCAUUCAGCAAAAAGAAAAAAAAAACCAACCCAAAACAAAAACGCCUCCUGUCUUCAUUUGAACAGGGCUGCUCAUGUAAAGAUGUAAUUUUCCUAUUCUAAAUUAAACAUUUUAAAAACCA
Silurus meridionalis is the source of this 1937-nucleotide messenger RNA. RefSeq names its product Fas associated factor family member 2 (gene faf2). Gene Ontology annotation, cellular component: endoplasmic reticulum. Bases 83 to 1420 code for a protein of 445 amino acids. The transcript has 11 exons. Gene Ontology annotation, molecular function: ubiquitin binding. NCBI's taxonomy places the organism in Eukaryota, Metazoa, Chordata, Actinopteri, Siluriformes, Siluridae. The record is from RefSeq and is a predicted model, not a curated record.